Paramecium tetraurelia is the source of this 1314-nucleotide messenger RNA. RefSeq lists its product as uncharacterized. The transcript is spliced from 5 exons. The record is from RefSeq and is a predicted model, not a curated record. Lineage: Eukaryota; Ciliophora; Oligohymenophorea; Peniculida; Parameciidae.
AUGUAACAGAAUAGCAAUUAUGAAUAGCUUAUAAAAAAGAAAAUCAACCUCAUAAAUGAUUUCGAAAGUGGCAAGAAAUAAUACCUGAAAGAGAUAACCGAAAGACCAGAUACUCCGUAAUUCUCAGAUAGAAAGAGAAAUGAGAAUAAUCACUCUUUCAUUCUUAUCAAAGAAUAAAUAGAAUACGACAUCAUUGUGGAUAAAGAGACUUUCUCUUCCUUUGUAGAUGUCAAACCCUAUUCGGAAUAAGAUCUCACUCAGAUGAUGAAUUAACUAUACAUAUUUGUGGAUUCCAAGUUUUGGAAUUUCUGUUUGAUGUUGGCAUAUACUGAAGAAACUUGGUUCCAAUAGUAAGUAAUUCCCUACGAUCGCAUGGCCAAGAUCUUAGGUUAAAUCUUUUCAUGUGUUGAGAAAUUCGAUGAUCAAGUAGCUUAGGACUUAGAAAAGGUGAUCAACUAUAGAUCAUUGGCACAUUUGGAUCGAUUACUAUUUGAAAAUAGGUUGCCUUAAUUCGAGAAGGUUAUCAAAAUGCUUCGGUCGUAAAUUCUCAACAAUCCCCAUCCUGCAUUCAUCUUGAGAGAGUCCAAAAUCAAAGAGAAACCCUUUGAUAGUUUCUCCAAACUUUAGGCUUACAAAUCAUACACUCCUACCAAAAGUUCUGUGUCUUCCAAAGGCAUUUAAAGGAGUGAAAUGCUUUACAAUCACUCCAAACAACUACAAGAGAAGGCUCGUCAUGGUUAACUUCUCAAAUUGAAAUAGGAGAACGACGAGAUGUUAUCCUUCUAAAAGAAUGUCAAGAAAGCAGGAGGAGAUCAAGUGUUCCAAAGAUUAUUCAAUGAUUCCAAAGCCUUGCAAACCAAACAAUAAUAAUAGGUUGUCAAUAGAGAUGUUUUGGAUAAGGAAUGCACCUUUAAGCCUGAAAUAAAGGGCACGCUAAUGAAAAGUGAUUAGAAGAUGGAUCAGAUUCCUGGGUUUGAAAAUACAAUCAAAAGAAUGUAGAAAGCGUAAAAUGAGAAAGAAUACAAAGAGAAGUAUUUUGAAAUUAAGUAAUCUCAACUGGAGAAGGUUAAUAAUAACAAGGAAAUCAAAGAAUUCAAGUUGUCUGAGAGAGAGGAAAAUGACGAACCAAUAUUAUUUUUAGAUGUUCGCAUAUCAAAAAAUAAGAUAGGAAGACUGGGAGUUAGGAAAAAUGAUGAUUUAUAAUAAGUAGUGAAGAAUUUUGCUAGAACGUUUGCAUUGCAGAAGACCUAGAUUGAUUCAUUGUAGAAGCAUAUUAAAAGUGCUUUGGAAACUCUGAACAAACAUUAGGAGUGA